AAGAGUUAAAAAAUGGAACGACCAAGUAUUUUACGUUUAGCAAUAAAUUGAGAUGUAAGGUUUGUGAGGGAAAGGGUGCGAAACCAGGAAAAGAAAUCGCGUGCAAGAAAUGUGAUGGUAAGGAUGAUUAUAUCACUCGUGAUGGACGCUGUUUGGAUUCAA
Dentiscutata heterogama is the source of this 162-nucleotide messenger RNA. NCBI's taxonomy places the organism in Eukaryota, Fungi, Glomeromycota, Glomeromycetes, Diversisporales, Gigasporaceae. The record is from the annotation of a GenBank genome assembly.